Molecule: messenger RNA, 1434 nt
Organism: Lathyrus sativus (Indian pea)
Lineage: Eukaryota; Viridiplantae; Streptophyta; Magnoliopsida; Fabales; Fabaceae
Source: the annotation of a GenBank genome assembly
AUGUCAACAUCAACGCAGCAUCAGUUCCGAUACACUCAAACCCCUUCCAAGGUUCUUCACCUUCGCAACCUUCCAUGGGAGUGUUCAGAAGAAGAACUCGUUGAACUUUGUAGUCCCUUCGGUAGGAUCGUCAACACCAAAUGUAAUGUCGGUGCGAAUCGCAAUCAGGCCUUUGUUGAAUUCGUGGAUCAAAAUCAAGCAAUUUCAAUGGUUUCAUAUUAUGCUUCAUCUUCAGAGCCCGCUCAUGUUCGUGGUAAAACUGUUUAUAUACAGUAUUCCAAUAGACACGAAAUUGUCAACAAUAAAAGCCCUGGAGAUAUUCCUGGAAAUGUCUUGUUGGUAACUAUUGAAGGCGUGGAAGCCGGGGAUGUGAGCAUUGAUGUUAUCCACUUGGUGUUUUCUGCUUUUGGCUUUGUUCACAAAAUUGCUACAUUUGAAAAGACAGCAGGUUUCCAGGCUCUGAUUCAGUUCACUGAUGCUGAGACUGCUGCUUCAGCUAGGGAUGCACUGGAUGGAAGAAGCAUACCAAGAUACCUGCUUCCAGAUCACGUUGGUUCUUGUAAUUUGCGUAUUUCAUACUCGGCACAUAAAGAUCUGAAUAUCAAAUUUCAAUCAAAUCGCAGCAGGGACUAUACAAAUCCUAUGCUUCCUGUUAACCAUAGUGCUAUUGAGGGGGCAGUGCAGCCUACUAUAGGUCCUGAUGGGAAGAGGAUAGAACCAGAGAGCAAUGUACUUUUGGCUUCCAUUGAAAAUAUGCAGUAUGCUGUUACUGUUGAAGUAAUCAACACGGUGUUCUCUGCAUUUGGUACUGUCCAGAAAAUUGCUAUGUUCGAAAAGAAUGGUCAAACUCAGGCACUAGUUCAGUACCCUGACGUUACAGCAGCAGCAGCUGCUAGAGAAGCUUUAGAGGGGCAUUGCAUUUAUGAUGGUGGCUAUUGUAAGCUUCAUCUAUCAUACUCUCGUCAUACUGAUCUCAAUGUAAAGGCUUUCAGUGACAAAAGUAGAGACUAUACAGUGCCACAUCCUAGUAUGCUUGCGGCACAAGGUCCACCAACAGUAUGGCAUAAUCCUCAGGCUGCCCCCAUGUACCAUACCAGUUCUCCUGGUUUUCAAACUCAAGUGCCUGGAGGACAAGGGCCGUCAUGGGAUCUAACUCAGCAUGCAGUUAGACCGGGUUAUUUAUCUGUUCCCGGUGCUUAUCCUGUUCAAACUGCUCCUUAUCCUACUAUGCCUGCCUAUAUGUCCGCAGCUAUGCCUUCCGCUUCUUCACCUCAUGCUCAAAGCAGCCAUCCCGGGGCUCCACACAAUGUAAAUGCACAGCCUAGUGGUGGUUUAACUUCCAGUCCUGGUUCGCCUUUCAUGGUUCGGCCUGGGGCUCCGCCAAAUGUGAGACCUGGUGGUGCUUCACCUUCAGGUCAGCAUUAUUAUGGUUAG